AUGACCUCCCGAUUCAAGUCUUUUGGCUUUACCCAUCGACGCGAGAAGAAGACCACUUCGUCUUCACCUAACCCCAACCUCGUCCACCCUUCUAACGGUACCACCUCGCCCACCUCGCCGCCGCAAUCCCAGCGCAGCUCGUCCACGACCAGCUUGCCGCAACCUCCCCAGCCACAGCGACAACCACCCACUAUCCCUGCCGUCCGCCCAACGAGUCCGAUGGUCCAACAGCUCGCCCAACACCCCGCGCCACUCAACAUGCAACAAUACGGCCAACCUCAACAACCCAUGAAUCCUCCGCCCGGGUAUACCAUGCAGCCCCAGGCGCCCAUCGGUCAUCCUAUCCAGAACAUGGGUCAAACCCAAUACCGCAACCCCGCCGUCGAGAUCGAGGGCAAUCGCAACAAUAACAAAGCCCAGCUCAUCGUAGGCAUUGAUUUUGGGACCACCUUCUCCGGCGUCGCGUUCGCCUUUGCAACCAACAAUGAGGCUCGGGAGGAUAUCAUCACAGAAUGGCCCGGCGCCGGAACCCAUACCAAACAAAAGAUCCCAACUGUACUCUAUUAUGAUCAAUAUCAGAAGGUGGUGGGCUGGGGCCCCGACAUUGCCGAUGCAUUGGCACCCACAGGAUACCCGAAACCGGGCGUACAGAAGGUGGAAUGGUUCAAACUGCAAUUAAUGUUGUCCGGCAACACCUAUAUCGACCCAAUCAACCUGCCUCCGCUCCCGCCAGGCAAGUCCGAGAUCGAUGUGGCGGCCGACUACCUCUUUAAAUUGCGCCAGGCGAUGCGGGCGCAGCUGCAAAAGACCCUAGGUGAAGUGUUCACGCGUGAGGAGCGGAAUAUCCGCUACUAUCUGACCGUUCCCGCCAUUUGGAAUGACGCGGGUAAGGCCGCAACUCGUGCGGCUGCGAUCCAGGCUGGUUUCCUGCGUGACGAGAACGACAACCGGUUGACGCUGGUCUCCGAACCCGAAGCCGCGGCCUUGUUCUGUGCCAAGACCGGUCUGCUCAACCUGAAGAUUGGAGACGCCAUCUUGAUUGUCGACUGUGGUGGUGGUACGGUCGAUCUGAUCGCAUAUGAAGUGGAGGAGGAACAGCCGUUCAGCGUGAUGGAAUGUACCGCUGGAUCUGGAGACUCGUGUGGUUCGACUGCCCUUAACCGAAACUUCAGCAAUAUUCUACGGGCGAAGAUUAGGAAGAUGAAGCUUCCAGACGGAUCCCGGACGGCAGGCAAGGUCUACGCCAAAUGUAUUAUGGAUUUCGAGAACCGUAUUAAAGCGGAUUUCCGCAACAACGGGCAAAAAUGGGCCGUGGAUGUGGGCAUUGAGGCUGAUUUCCCGGAUGCGGGAAUUGAGGAGGGUUAUAUGACUUUCACCAAUGAAGAAAUUCUGCAAUGCUUUGAGCCCGUGGUGAACCGCAUUCUGGAGUUGGUCCGGAACCAGAUCAUUGCCAUUCAGGCCCAAAACCGCUUGCUCCAGAAUGUUCUCGUCGUCGGUGGUUUCGGUGCCUCCGAGUACCUCUUCCAACAGAUCAAACUCCACGUACCGCCUCAAUAUCAGACCAAGGUUGUCCGCCCCAUGGACUCUGUGGCUGCUAUCGUCAAGGGUGCAGUGACCGCGGGUAUCACCGAACGAGUCAUCACGCACCGUGUCGCUCGUCGUCACUAUCUCAUGGCCACCCUUCAGCCAUUCAAGGAGGGAUACCACCCCGAGCAGUACCGGGUUCCCAGUCUGGAUGGUCGUGAUCGCUGCAAGUACACCCGCCAGAUUUUCGUCCAGAAGGGCGAGCGUGUCAAAAUCGGCGAGCCGGUCAAGGUCAGCUUCUUCCGUCAGGUGGCACCCGGUGCGACGCUCAUGUACGAGGACGUGCUGUAUGCUUGCGACGAGGAUGUCUGCCCCGAGUAUACCAAAGAUCCCCGUAUCAAGGAAGUCGUCACGCUUACCUCCGAUCUCUCCCGGAAGAAUCUCGAGACGGACUUCGAGCGUAUGGAUACCCCACAAGGCAUCUUCUACCGGGUGUACUUUGACAUCUACCUCACUCUGGAUGGCAGUGAGUUCAGCGCUGAGCUGGUCUGCCAGAACGAGAUCAUGGGCCGUUGCCGGGCUAAGUUCCGGUAG
Molecule: messenger RNA, 2118 nt
Organism: Penicillium macrosclerotiorum
Lineage: Eukaryota; Fungi; Ascomycota; Eurotiomycetes; Eurotiales; Aspergillaceae
Product: Hsp70 family protein
Exons: 4
Coding region: 1-2118 (705 amino acids)
Molecular function (GO): ATP-dependent protein folding chaperone; ATP binding
Source: RefSeq, a predicted model, not a curated record